CCUUCCGCAUUAUCCUGUCCUGAUUUGCAGUCUGGCACUCGUUAUUUGGCAGCAUAGGCUCCUGCCGUUAGUCACUUCUCGCUGAUCAGAAAAAACGUCAUGGCUGGUGGCGAGGAGAAAGCCGUAGAGAAGGCAGGUGAUGCUGACGUGGACAUGGCGGAAGGCCCGGAUUUAGGGAAGUCAGACUCAGAUUUAGACGACGGUGGUAAUGGCGAAAAGGAGGACAUGGAGGACAGCGAUAAAGAUGAUAGCGAGGAUGACGAUAGCGAGGAUGAGGCGAAGGAGGCAGCGGAGGAGGCGGAGCGAAAGGCUCUGAUUGGCGAAGUUAAAGGCCGCAUCGCAUCGAAUCCGUACGACUAUCAGGCUCACGUUCAGCUGAUCGCCCUUCUGCGGCGCAGCAGCAUGCUGGAGGAGCUGCGGGCAGCACGGGAGGCCAUGAACGCGCUGUAUCCGCUGUCCCCCGCCAUGUGGCAGCAGUGGGCGCACGAUGAGACCAGCCUCAUUGCCUCAGAUGCUGACGUGGCAAAGGUGGAAGCUCUGUACCAGCGUGGAGUGGAGGAGUAUGUGUCCCCCUCUCUCUGGCAGGCUUACCUCUCGUUCCUCACGGCCCACCACCCCGCCAUCACCACACGCACGCCCGAGGGCCUCAAGCUGUUCAGGGGCACAGCAGAGCAGGCGUUAACCCAGGCUGGGUUGCACCUGGGGGAGGGCGCAUCUGUCUGGGGGACGUACAGGGGACUUGAGAUGGAGGUCUUGAUAAAUGUGAGGAAAGGGGAGGAGGAGGGGAAGGGGGGUUUGGGAGAGGAGGAAAGGACGAAGCAGGCCACCCGGGUGCGCGCGCUUUUCCAUCGCCAGCUGGCGGUGCCUCAUUUGCAGCUGCCUGCCACGCUGGCCGCGUACCUGGCUUGGGAGGAGAAGGAAGGAGGGGAGAAGCUUCCUGCUGACCCUCCUCCGCCCUCCUCCGCCGCCUCUCCCUCUUCCCCGGACGCUCAGAAGCUUCCAGGAAGCGUCAAGGCGGCGUAUUUGAAAGCGGAAAAGAUGGUGGGGGAGAGGAGGGGGGUGGAGGAGAGGGUGGGGCGGCUGGAGGGGGAGAAGAGAAGAGUGGAGGAGGAGGGUGCCGCUGCUGCAGCGGCAGGGGGAGGGAGUGGGGGAGGGGGGAAGGGAGGGGAAGGUGGUGCAGGUGGUGGGAGUGGUGGUGGUGCUGUGGCUACUUUUGACAAGAGUGAUGAGCUGAUGCUGGCAUACACGGAGUACCUGGCGUUGGAGGCGGCCAGUGGCGACAUGCCACGUCAGCAGGCCAUGCACGAGAGGAUGGUCACGGCUCUGCCUGUGGUCUUUGACGUGUGGCUCAAGUACAUCGACCUCGUUGACCACAAAUUGAAGGUGCCUUCUGUAGUGCGCUCAGUUUAUUUCCGGGCAGCCCGAAACUGCCCGUGGGUCGGCUCUCUUUGGACUCGCUACCUCCUUGCACUUGAGCGACUGGGGGCCGCUGAUGCUGACAUGGCAGAGGUCUUCGAGAAGGCCCUUGUGUCUGGCGUCCAGUCUGCAGAUGAGUAUUUCGACAUCUUCCUCACCCGCUUGGAUGGCUUGAGGCGCCACCUGCUGCCUCCUGAGUCUUCUAAAGGCGCUCUUAAAGGGGCGUCUCUUAGCGAGGAUGAAAGGUCAAAACUUAAAGACACUCUUCGGGCUACUUUCGAGCGCGCCUCUGCCUUCAUGGCGUCUUACUUCCCCGACCACCAGCAAGCGCUGCUGCAGCUGGCGGGGUACCAGGCGCACAUUGAGGCUCACUUGGCGGGGGCAGCAGGCGCAACUGGAAUGGUGGGAGAAGGUGGUGCAGCUGGGAGGGGCGUUUGGGAGCAGUUCGUGAAGAAGCACGGUGCCUCUCACGAGGCGUGGCUGGCUUUCAUUCGGUUCGAGACUGAGAGGGGGUGCCUUCACGAGGCACGAGGAAUUUUCCGCCGCUGCUACAGCCGGAGAUUCGAUUCGCCGUCAGGCACAGAGGAGGUCUGUUCUGCAUGGCUGCGAUUCGAGAGGGAGUGGGGAACACUGGAAGACCUAGACCUCGCAGCAGACAAGGUGGCACCUCGUCUGGCCGAAGCAGCAGCGCACCACGCACAGGAGCACGCGCAGCUGCUGGCGAUGCAGCAGCAGCAGGAGGAGCAGGCUCAGCAGCAGCAGGUGGGGGAACAGGGGCGCGGGCAAAAGCGCAAGGCAGGCGCAGGGGAAGGAGGACGAGCAGGAGGGAGGGAGGAGAGGAGGGGAGGGGGAGGAGAGGGCCGAGGAGGAAGGGGGCAGGGGGCGGAGGAGGGUGGAAGGGACCGAGGCAAGAGGCAGCGUCCGGGAUUAGGGUUUGACAAGAGGCAGGGCCGUGGCAAAGAGGCUGGUUCGGAGACAGCAGCAGACAAGGGGAAGGAGGGGAGGAGUGAGGCUUCAGGGAGAGAAGAAAAGGAGCAGGGAGGGGAUCAAAAAGAAGAGGGAGGGGAGAGACAGGAGCAGGUUGGGGCAAAACACGAGGAGGAAAAGCAGGAGGCGGAGAAAAAGGACGGAGGGCAGGAGGGGCAGCAGGGGCAGCAGGGGCAGCAGGGGCAGCAGGGGCAGCAGGGGCAGCAGGGGCAGCAGGGGCAGCAGGGCCGCUUCUUUACGGACAAGAAUACGGUUUUCAUCUCGAACCUGGACCUCAGUACGACGCAGGGCGAGAUCAGAGAGCUGCUGAAGGAUUGUGGCGAGAUCCUGGACGUGAGGAUGGUGUUCAACCACUCCACGGGGCAGUUCCGGGGCUUUGCCUAUGUGGAGGUGGGCAGUGCGGAGGCAGUAGUAGCAGCCGAGAAGCUCAACAAGACGCCAAUGAGAGGGCGCCAGGUGUCCAUCAAGAAGUCGGACCCGUCUGGCGGCCACAGGGACCGUGGCAGGGGGAGGGGGUGGGGUGGAGGAGGGGGCCGUGGAAGGGGUGGUGGACGGGACGGGCAUCACGAGGCGGAGGAGGAAGCCUACCAUCCAUCCACCAGGGGAGGCAGAGGGGGGAGGGGAGGGCGGGGCGGCGGCGGUACACGUGGCGGCCUGCAGCCGCUGUCAGCUAGUGCCAGGCGGGCGGGGCAGCUGCAGCUGAUUGGUUCGCCGACCUUUGCCAUGCCCCGUGCCGUGGGGCAGGCCCUAGGGAGAGGUGUGGCAGGGAGGGUGGAUGGGGAAGGGGAGGGAGGAGAGGGUAAGGUGAAUGGCGUGGCUGGUGGUGGGGCGGGAGGAGAUGGUACCCCCCUGAACUCUAAUGCCGCGUUCAGAAAGAUAUUUGCGAAGAAGCUCGAGAGUUGAAGACGCGGCACUUCGAAACUGGUUUCCGUGUUCCGAAAGGGCAUGUCUUAAGCAUUGUCUUGUAUGAAGUUUAGUAUUGGAAGUCAUGUUAGAAAAUGUAGGGUUUUUUUAACGAAAUGGGUGCAUAUGGAUGCACCCUUAGUAUGUUUGAUCAUGCAAGGCUCUACUCUAAGAUUGCUGUACUAGAAACAACGAGAGGGCCUGUGAACAGCUGAUUUGGCAAGACCGCUAGUGUUGUCCAUCAGUGUUGAAUUUUCGCCCAUUGA
Molecule: messenger RNA, 3572 nt
Organism: Closterium sp. NIES-67
Lineage: Eukaryota; Viridiplantae; Streptophyta; Zygnematophyceae; Desmidiales; Closteriaceae
Source: the annotation of a GenBank genome assembly